CGCGCGCAGCACGGCGCGUCAGUCGAUCGCCAGUGCCCGAAGCAGACGCUCCGCACAUACAAACGCUCUGCUAUACUCGUAUACUACACCUCGUCGUCGUUGAAUAAUAUUCUCCCGUGCAAUAUACAUACAGAGUGUGGUGUGGCGCGCGCUCUCUCUCUCUCUCACACACACACACACACACACACACACAGAGACGCACUGCAGAGCGAGAGAGGGCCAUACACACCGGAGAGAAGUGUGUUUACGCGGUGCGCGCGCGCAAUAGUAGGCAAAAGGGGAAUAGCUCCGCUCGAUCGCGCGCGUGCAUUAGUUGUUCCUCUGGUCGUAAAUCAGGGCGGCUUCUGAACACAGGAUAGUUUCUGGUGCGAGAAGACACGACUCCGGCGAGUCCUGUGUGCAGCCGCGCUGAGAGAGCGAGAGAGAAAGAGAGCGAAUAGCAUCGCCGCCUUUUUGCUGCCCCGAACUGACCAGAGAGAGGCUGCGAGAUGAGCACGCCGGUGAAGAAGGUCCCGAUACACCUGCAGAGCGCGCAAAACAGGCUGCUGAUUAAGAAUGGCAAAGUCGUCAACGAGGACGGCAUCUUCGACGCCGACGUCUACGUCGAGGACGGCAUCAUCAAGCAGCUCGGACGCAACCUGAUAAUCCCAGGCGGCACGAGGACGAUAGACGCGCGCGGCAAGUACGUGAUGCCCGGCGGCAUCGACCCGCACACGCACUUCGAGUUCGAGCUCUUCCAGGGCACGACGAGCGUCGACGACUUCUACCAGGGCACCAAGGCCGCGGUGGCCGGCGGCACCACCAUGAUCAUCGACUUCGCCAUACCCAAGCCCGACGAGGGCCUGCUCGAGGCCUACGAGAGGUACAGGAUGAUCGCCGAUGAGAAGGUCUGCUGCGACUACGCGCUUCACGUCGGCGUCACCAGCUGGACUGCCAAGACCCGAGAGGAGAUGGCGACGCUGGUCCAGCAGCACGGCGUCAACAGCUUCAAGUUCUUCAUGGCGUACCGCGACCUCUUCAUGCUGAGGGAUCCGGAGCUCAUCGAGGCGUUCAAGGUCUGCAAGAGCCUCGGCGCCGUGGCUAUGGUUCACGCCGAAAACGGCGAUCUCAUAUACGAGAACACGAAGAAGCUGCUGGCGGCAGGUGUGACCGGGCCCGAAGGCCACGAGAUGUCCCGGCCCGAGGAGGUCGAGGCGGAAGCGGUCAACCGGGCUUGCGUCAUUGCUAACCAGGUCGCAUGCCCGCUGUACGUGGUGCACGUGAUGAGCCGGAGCGCGGCGGAGGAGGUCGAGAAGGCGCGUCGUCGUGGCGUCUGCGUCUGGGGCGAGACCCUCGCGGCGGCCCUCGGAGCGGACGGUAGCAACUACCAGCACCGCUGCUGGAGGCAUGCCGCCGGACACGUGCUCAGCCCACCCCUCAGGCCCGACCCCGACACUCCGCUGGAGCUCAUGAAGAAGCUCAACUCGGACGGCCUCCAGGUGACCGGCAGCGACAACUGCACCUUCAACGCGGACCAGAAGGCGAUCGGCAAGGACGACUUCUCGAAGAUCCCGAACGGCGUGAACGGCGUCGAGGACCGCAUGUCCGUCGUCUGGGAGAAGGGCGUCCACGCCGGAAUCAUGGACCCGUCGCGCUUCGUCGCCGUGACCAGCACCAACGCAGCCAAGAUCUUCAACCUCUACCCCAAGAAGGGCGUCAUCGCCGUCGGCUCCGACGCCGACAUCGUCGUCUGGGACCCCAGCAGGAAGAGGACCAUCUCCGCGCAGACCCACCACCAGGCGGUUGAUUUCAAUAUCUUCGAGGGCAUGGAAGUCCACGGCGUUCCCGAGUACGUCGUCGUCGGCGGCCGCGUCUGCGUCGACGAGUGCGACGUCAAGGCCGUCCACGGCUUCGGCAAGUUCGUGGAGAGCCUCCCGUACCCCGGCUACGUGUACGAGGCCGUGGAGGAGCGCGAGAAGCAGCCCCGCGGAGUGGCCCGCUCCGAGGCCGACGCCCGGAAGUUCGCCGAGGAGGACGCCGCGUUCGCCCGAGCCCGGGAAGCCGCCAGGAAGGCCAAGGCCGCCGCGGAGGCGGCCGCGGCUGUGAGCCAGAACAACGGCCACACCAACGGGACGCACUACGAGCCCGCCAGACCCAACACCAUCCCCUGCACGCCUACUCUGCCCAAUUCGGCCGUCGCCACGCCCUCGGUCAAGGGGCCCAGGAUGGAGGGCCAGAGGAACCUCCAGGACUCGACCUUCUCCAUCAGCGAGGACUCGAAGGAAGCCUCGCGGUCCUGCAUCCGCGUGAACAACCCACCUGGUGGACGCAGCGCCGGCGGCUUCUGGUAAACGCGACCGCGCGCCCCUUCAGACGCGAACGAGAAUCAAAAGGAAGGACCAGCGCAGGGGAAACGUGUACCGGCUUUCAUCGCUUCAGGAGGGCCGCUCUUUCUCUCUCUCUCUCUCUCUCUCUCUGCAUGACUCGCGCCAUCACGCGAUCCCGAGAGUGUUCAUAUACUUGACAAACUAAUCAGUUACGACGAGCUCGAUAUUCUAUUCUUGGUUGAGUCGAAAAUCGAUUAUUAUUAUUAUUAUAUUAUUAUUAAUUAUUGAUUACUGUAAACUUUUAAAUUUUCCCCAUAUCACGCCCCCAUGUCAUACGUGUUUUAUUAAGUGUAAUGUAACGUUUAUUUCUUUACAUUGUUAUAUCGAAUGGAUAUAUUUAUAUAUACACAUUAUGUAUAUGUACGUGGAUUUGUAUGAUUUUGGACUUCUCCGUUAGAGUCCAAUAUUAUUGAUGAUUCGUCGCGCUAUUAUGUAGUAUACCUAAGCACGAUAUCGCACACAAGUACACACUGAGAAAAAUUCAAAAACUAUAUAUGUAGCUACACUCGCCUCUUCCGCUCCUGCGAUAGACUGCUGCUAUACUGCUGCUGCUCUUAUACUGUCACUCAUUAAUCAGCGAUAUCGAAAACGGCUCGUUGACGCUACUCAUUAAGAAAGAAAAAAUGUAAUAACAUUAUGCAGCUAUUGUCACGUUAUUAUGUAUUUAAUAACUGGUGUAUUUACUGGAUUAUCAUCGUUUAAUAAAGCGCGAUCGCAAUUGUAAUGAUUGUUAUGUAAGAUGCUAAACGUUACCAAUAGACACAAUAACUACGGCAAAGUAAACCAGAAAAGAACAAAGUAAUGCGUAAUAUUUGUCCGAUUAAGUUGCGUGGAUGACAUUGAGCGAUUUAUAUAAUAUACACUAAAAAUGCGCCAGCUAUGAACUAUAAAUAAGGAAUAUAUAGAUAUCUAAAAAAAUUUCAUGAUAAAACUCUCGACCACAAUAUCACCAUUACUUACGUAUGUAGGAACCAAAAAAGGAAGACAACUUUUUCUAUUGUAUACGCCCGAAUCUGUAACAACCCGACUGAAAAUCAAUAUCCAAACAGAUGGAAUUUUGUACUACAAAUUUUGUAUGCCAACACUUGUACACGGCCCGUCACUAAUCCAGUAGAUUACGAUGAUAAUUUUUAUUAAAAUGCCAAUACGCGCCUGCCUUGUGAUAAUUAUAUUAUUGUGAAAAAGUAUUUGAAAAAUUUUUCACGUUUCAAAAUUUGACGAAAAUUUCGUACUAUUGAUAUUUGCCUGUUGAAAUUAAAUAAGAAUCUUAUGAGAUUCGGCUUUUAUCUAUAUGAAUAUGACAAAUUUAUGAAUAUUUGACGAAACACGCUUCUUAAAGACGUAUAAUUAUAUUAUUAUUAUUAAUAUUAUUAUUAUUAUUAUUAUUAUUAUUAUUAGAAUGAAUGUCUGUUAUGAUAUGAUGUAUCUGAAACCUUAUAAUAAAUAUUAAGAUAAUAAAUAA
Messenger RNA from Nasonia vitripennis (jewel wasp), 3828 nucleotides. It is a transcript of the gene CRMP, whose product is annotated as dihydropyrimidinase. The record is from RefSeq and is a predicted model, not a curated record. Gene Ontology annotation, cellular component: cytoplasm; cytosol. The coding region runs from base 489 to 2330 and encodes 613 amino acids. The transcript is spliced from 9 exons. Lineage: Eukaryota; Metazoa; Arthropoda; Insecta; Hymenoptera; Pteromalidae. Gene Ontology annotation, biological process: pyrimidine nucleobase catabolic process. Gene Ontology annotation, molecular function: dihydropyrimidinase activity.